GAGCAUUUGAUUGGACAGAAAAUCUGACAAGAAGCUGAAGUGCCGAAUGAUGUCAUCAGAAGUGUCGAUCCGUAUCGGUGGUAAAGACAGAGACUGCAACGUUCGAAUGCAUAUAUCUUCUAAAUGCGAGUUUUGUCAUAGUUUUCGAGUUAUAGAAACCCCUAAGGCUAACAUAUUCAUACUAAAAGCCACAUAAAUUCCUUGGGGACUUUAAAGUGUCUUGGCUGAUGAGACGAAAUGCCCCUGUACAUAACUCCGUUCAUGCUUCGUUCGAUUAUGCGCAUCGUCCCAGUACCCUUUGCAAAGAAGCAGCCCCAUAUCGCGAUGCUCCCACCACCGUGCUUCACUCUGGGUCUGAUGGAUAUUCAUACUAAAAACCACAAAACGUCCAUUUUGAUUUCACGGGGACUUUUUAAAGUGAUGUCUGCACAAGCAUUCUGCCUGGUGAAUCACUGAAUCAACACAACGACUCAGAAGAAUCGAAUCAGUGAGUCAUGAAGCCAAUCACCACUGCGCACGCGCAAAGAGGCGGAUUUCUGGCUUUUUUUUUUUACCCCGACACAGCUCUCCUCUCCUCAGUGUAUUUUACGCAUCCCGACCGAGAGGGUCUGUGUGAGUGCCAGGAAAGAAAUGGCAGUAGCUGCAUGUUUGCGGUGUGAGUGUUGCGGGCGCUGUGUGCGGAGAGGAGCGACAUGACCGCGAGCCGCAGCAGCAGCAGCAGCAGCACGAGCCGCGGCUCGGGAGCUGAGGAGCGGUCGCUCUUCCUCCACGCGCUGCUCGCUUACAGCGCGCUGUUCUCCGCGUGCGCGCUCUGCUACUCCAACUCGCUACGGGGGGAGUUCGUGCAUGACGACGUGUGGGCCAUCGUGAACAACCCGGACGUGCGGCCCGGCUCCAGCCUGCGCAGCAUCUUCUCCAACGACUUCUGGGGCAAAAGGAUGGCCGACAACACGAGCCACAAGUCUUACCGUCCGCUCUGCGUGCUCACCUUCAAGAUGAACAUUGUACUAGGUGGGAUGACUCCGUUUCAUUUCCACGUGGUGAACGUGUGUCUGCACUGCGCCGUCACUGCCCUUCUGAUGCACACGUGCAAACACUACGUGUUCGGAGACGGACGCCGGGCCUUCCUCACUGCGCUCCUCUUCGCCGUCCAUCCUAUCCACACAGAAGCAGUGUCAGGAAUUGUCGGGAGAGCAGACGUCCUGGCCUGUAUGUUGUUCCUUUUAGCCUUUCUCUCCUAUAUUAGGAGUGUGUCGGCGGGCAGCGUGUCUGACUCCUUCCCCUCCACGGCGUCUCCGUGCUCUCUGGUGCUCUGUCUGUUCCUGGGCACCAGCGCCAUGCUGGUCAAAGAGACGGGCGUUACCGUGUUCGGAGUGUGCGUGCUGUACGACGGCCUGGUGCUCUGCCGCAAACCUCUCUUCUCGCAUCUGUCUCGGUCCAGGCUGAAGGAGCUUAUCCGAAUCUCUCGGCCCUUCAUCAAACGAACGUGUGUGGUCUCGGUGUAUGUGCUGUUCAUCCUCUGUGCUCGCUUGUGGCUCAUGGGAGGCUCCAUGCCUCUAUUCUCAGAGCAGGACAAUCCAGCAUCUUUCUCCCCUUUCCUCCUCACCAGGUUCCUCACUUACUGCUAUCUCCUGGCUUUUAAUGCCUGGCUGCUACUGGCUCCUAUAGUGCUGUGCUAUGACUGGCAGGUGGGCAGCAUACCUUUAGUGGAGUCUCUGUGGGACUCGCGCAACAUGGCCGCCGUGAUGCUGGCACUGGGAAUGCUCGCUCUCUGCCUGCACUGUGUUACAUCACUACAGAAGAUGGAGGGCAUUGAGGUGCUGGUGGGAAUUCUGUUCCUGGUCUUCCCUUUUAUCCCUGCCACUAAUCUGUUCUUCCGCGUGGGAUUUGUGGUGGCUGAGAGAGUCCUCUACAUGCCAAGUAUGGGUUACUGCAUCCUGGUGGUGCAUGGGCUGAACCGGCUGUGUGCCGUGCUGAGUCGUUGGGGUGCAGCGGCGCUCACCGUCUCCAUGCUGCUGCUGCUCCUCCUCUUCUCCUGGAAGACUGUUCAGCAGAACGAGAUCUGGCUCUCUCGAGAAGCCCUCUUCAGGUCCGGUAUUCAAACAUUACCUCACAACGCAAAAGUUCACUACAACUACGCCAACUUCCUGAAGGACAAAGGGCAAAACCAGGCAGCUAUUCGCCACUAUAAAACAGCCCUCAGGCUGUACCCUCGGCAUGCCAGUGCCAUGAACAACCUGGGCACACUGACUCACGACACAAAGGAGGCAGAGCUGUACUACAGAAAAGCGCUUGACAUUAACCCCCAGCACAACCGUGCACUCUUCAACCUGGGCAACCUUCUCAAGUCGCAGGGGAAGGAGGAAAAAGCUGAGCACAUGCUAAAGGAAUCGAUUCGCUUCGGGCCACAGUUUGCUGACGCCUACUCCAGCUUAGCGUCUCUCUACGCUGACCAGAAGCGGUUUGCAGAAGCGAAUGAGAUUUACACAAAGGGUAUCGAGAAUUGUCCAGACAGUUCUGACCUCCACAACAACUACGGCGUGUUCCUGGUGGACACGGGUGAUGGCGAGCGAGCGGCCGUUCAUUACCAGCAUGCCGUGCAGUUGAAGCCCUCUCACUACGUUGCCAUGGUGAAUCUGGCCCGCCUGAUGCGCUCCUCUAACGGCAGUAAAGAGGCAGAGAUCUGGUAUAAACGGGCACUGCAGGUGGUGCGUAAGGUGGAUAUCCUGACUCCUCUGGGAGCGCUGUACUAUAACACGGGCCGCUACGAGGAGGCUCUGCAGCUGUACCGAGAGGCCGCAUCGCUGCAGCCGGACAACCAGGACAUCUGGCUCGCUCUGGCUCAGGUGUUGGCGAUGGCAGGCCGUGCGAAAGAAGCCGAGAAAAUGACUCUGGGCAUCAUUGCGAAAAGCAACAGCUGUAUAGAGUGUUACCGCCUGCUGUCUGCUAUCUACAGCAAGCAGGGAAACUACACUGAGGCGUUGGAUGCUUUAGAUAGAGCGCUCCAGCAGGAGCCGAUGGACCCCACAGUGAAAGCGGAGAUUCACUUCUCCAUGGGCAACCAACUCCGAGAGAUGAAUGAGCUAGACAGAGCCUUUGAGAGCUACAAACUCGCUGUUGCGCUCAAGCCUGACCAAUCACAAGCUUGGAUGAACAUGGGAGGAAUACAGCAUAUAAAGGGAGACUAUGUAGCGGCAAGAACGUACUACCAAAGAGCUCUCCUGCUCUCUCCUGGCUCCAAGCUGCUGAAGGAGAACCUGGCCAAGCUGGACAGACUGGAGAAGAAACUGCAGGGAGGAUAAAGGAGCCUUUAAAACACAAUCAGGAGAUUAGCUUACCGAGGGCUUGAAGAGUCGAUACCGAGAUUCUGAGCUGACUGCUGUAGAAGCGCCUUCUGUAAUCAGUGGUGCUGGGGAAGAAAUCUGUAAAAGGAGAUCCAAGGCUAACGUUAAGGCUCCACACUGCAAUAGUGAGGCAGAGUGUGGUGCAUCAUAUGGUAGCCUCAUCGACUCAUUGUAUCUUUAGCUUUAUCUGAUCUCUGAUCAGAACAUUUUGAAGGCCCCUUGCAAAAACGUGUAUCUCAUUAAUCUGCUGCAUCUCACAUACUCGAGGAGCUUUCAUCCAAACCGACAGGAUCAACAGGACAGGGGCUCUUAGAGCUGGAACGCUCUCUGAAUAUGUUCUGUGAACAUGACGCCGCUCUCCAUUUGAUCGGAAGGUGUUUUUUUGUUUGUGGGUUUUUUUUUGUUUUUUUGUUUUUUUUGGGUGCAGUUUUUAUCCGUGAUUGUACGAGUGACUUUGAAUCAUGUAUAAACUUGCUUAGAUAAAAAUAAAUGACACGGUCGUUUUCUGCGCCAAGAAUGUCACCCUGUUUCUAUUGAGUUAUUUAAACAUUUUUCCCUUUUCUUUUUUUUCCUUUUUUUUAAAUGGUGAAAGUUUUUUUUUCCGAUGUGGACUAUCCAGAACGACGAACGUCAUCGUGAGGAACUGUGCAACGAUUUGCAUAUAAAUCUCUUCUUAUUUUGCCUAUUAAUGAAGACUGUUUACGUGACGUGAAACGAUAUCAAGACGAUAGGAUGAGGAUGUGCUUUUAUGACACUCGUAUUUUAUCCUUGUUUAGUCGUGGUCAUCAUUUCAUUAACGAGUCCUUCAUAUACUUCGGCUGUCAUGGAAGACCUUCAGCAGUAGCAGUGCGUUUCAUCUCGUUUCAGAAACCCAUGUGAAAUCAUGUUUGUUUAUUUAAAUAAAGAAUAUCCAAAAUGUACAGCACGAUUAUUUCUGAAGGCUUGUAUAUGGCUCACAGGGAUUCCACGCUCACUGUACCUGACACCAGAGAAAUAUUUAACGUAUGAAAAAUUUCCAGGAAAUAUGAAGAAAUGACACUGCUAAAGUUCAUUCAUUAUUAUAAAUGACUGUAAGUAAUACUAGUGUGCCAAGCGUGUUCAUUGAACAGGAAAUGAUUAAUGUAUGAUUAUGAUUAAUUAUGAUUAAUAUGAUUUCAUUUUUACUCCCAUAAAGGAGUUUACUGGGGAAAUGAAGUUCUGAAGUAUGAAAUGAUCAUUUAGACAACAUCAGAGAAACCGUCUUGAAGGUAACAGAUGCUACAAAAUCCUCUAACAUACAAAAAGCGCUCGCUGAGGAAGAAAAGGAUAUGAGGCUACGAUCGGGCUAUUCAUAGCUCUGAAAGACAGGAUACCUGUAGCUGACGAGCAGAUAGCUCCAUAUUCUGGACACGUGAUCCAAAGUGUACAAAGGGGAGAAGAUGUAACGAUAAGAUGGCUGUAUGUCAGCGGUUUUUACAGAAAAUGCUGUGUCAUGCAUCACUAUGUGACUGUUGGAAGGUUUCCCCUACCCCUGACAGUUAUGAGGUGUGAAACUGUUUUGAACACCUGUUUCAUCGUGUAUCAUUUAUUUCAGCGCUCAUUGUAAAGCACAACGUGAUCAUUUGUUCUCUCGGUUUAUUAAUUCAUGCCUUGUUGCCCUUUAUUUUAGCAUGGCUCCCUCUAGUACAGACAAUUCCUGUAGAUCAUUUCAUGGUCAAUAAAGUUAAGUAAACAAAAUGAGCAAAUUAACAAAGUGUGCUUACCCAGAAUUAGCCGCCUAAGGAGUAGUUUCCUAAUAAUGUGCAUUCAAUGUAUGUUGACAAUCUUCCAGUAUAACGUAGAUUGGAUUAACACUGGCACCAGUGGUGUGUCCAGACAUAUGGGGCAGAAGCACAAAGUAUUGGGUUUUCAGAAUAUCUGAUUUAUUGCUUGGUGCAAUGUUCAUGCAUUGACUCCAGAGUUGAUCUGUAUUCAAGGUAUUUGAUCAAA
Molecule: messenger RNA, 5312 nt
Organism: Ictalurus furcatus (blue catfish)
Lineage: Eukaryota; Metazoa; Chordata; Actinopteri; Siluriformes; Ictaluridae
Gene: tmtc1
Product: transmembrane O-mannosyltransferase targeting cadherins 1
Exons: 20
Coding region: 693-3302 (869 amino acids)
Biological process (GO): RNA processing; protein O-linked glycosylation via mannose
Molecular function (GO): mannosyltransferase activity; protein binding
Source: RefSeq, a predicted model, not a curated record